GCAACGGCUGUCAGCCACGCCCACUUGAGAAGGCGGCGUUGUCAGUGGGAUGCAAUGGUUUAUUACAGCAUGUUAGUCUAAACUACAAGACUCGUGUUUUGAUGAUUUCAUUUUUAAGCAAAGCAAUUAUUAGUAAGUAUUACGUUUUAUUGUGGCCUCAAUUAGAAAGGCUAUGAUAAAGUCAACACAGAGGGGCCUUGGCACUAUUGUCUGGGGCCUGCAUUCAUCUUAGCUUAAGUUAGCCAUAACUGCUCCUUGGACCUCCCCCGGAAUUAAAGCCCGGAGAAGAGGCGACUAUUGCGGGUAAGAAGGCAAGAAGAAGCAAUGGUCCUUCUUGGCAGCUAACUAACAGUGCUGCUGUAAAGGAUCACAUUUGUUCCUCAAAUAUGAGAGCUUCUGCCCUGUGAAGGAAACCCCAUCAAAAUGGAACUGUACUGGUACAUAGUUGUCAUCGUUUUUAUCAUCAUUAAGAUCUUCUUCUACGUGUGCUGGUAUCGCUCAAGACAGAGACAGCUGGCAUCGUACCUGAGCAACCCCCGCAAUGCCCAGAUAGUCAUCGUUGGCGGAAGAGCCUACCUCCAUCAGGUGUGCGAGAGACAGAGUCAAGCUUCGCUCUGGCCGAGCUGGUACGGUGUGCCAGAUGACCUGUCAGUAGAAGAGCCCUCCACACCUCUGCCACCUGCUCCAUCUUUCUCCCACCUGGACAUGCCACCACCAUAUGAUGCUGUCUCUGGAGAGGACGACCUGAAGCCCCCUCCCUACAGCGAGUGUGCCGACGCUGACCAGACGGACGUGGCCCGUCCCUCCCAUCACAUCUCUGAGGGAGGGGACUCCAGCGGUGUCAAUGAGGCCCCUCCCCCUUACACAGCGUCACCCCCACCCCACUCCGACCUACAAGAUGGCCCUGUGGGCCGCACAGAGCCGCGCUCUGAGAACAGGCCCAUCUAGUCGUUUAUCUCAAUAUCAGUUUGCCUUUUCCUCAAAACAAAACUGCCUUGCUCCAGACAAACCUCAGAGAUCGUUGCCAGCCUUGCUCUCAGUCACACGGGGAGCAAACACGAGUGUGCCCCCUUCUACUUUUCUAGUCAUCUAAUGAAUUCCAUCAUACCACAUGACCUCCACAAGCCUGAGUGCCUCAGUCCAAACUUCAAUGAAUCUCCAGCACGGUCAGGCUGGCAUCUUUAAGAGAUUCGCAGAAUGACACACGCUUCCAAGUGUAGCUUUAGCGAAGCACAUUACACGCCUCCGCUGGAACAUCUUUUGAAGAAAUUAGCAAACACGAAGACCCUUCUUUAGUCACAGUCACAGUUUUGGUCACAGUGACUUUUUUCUGAGUAUGCCAACAACAACAAAGUAAUAGAUAAGGAGACAUUGUAACUAUCAACUUAGUUUGCCUUUAUACUUCACAAUACUGGAUUUGACAUAAAAUUAAGUAGUAAAAAUGUUGGCCUCACACGUUAAAGGUCCCAUAUUAUACAAUUUGAACCAUUUUAAAUGAGUCUUGAAGAUCCCAUGAAUAGAAGAUGUUGGAAUUUAGAUAGUUUAAAAGUAAUGUCUGUGGUGUAAAUACUCAUGAACUACCAUAUAGCAGUGUGAGGACAAACAUUAGCAACACUAGCAGAGCUAUGUGAGCUAAAGAGCUAACGUUACACUCACAUUUUAACAGCAACAUCAUGCUAAGUUUGCCUGCCCGCUGACUGAUAUUUGGUUGGCAGAGCUUCAGCUUUUAUUUUAAGAUGUGCGGUGAAGCCUGCUUUUAUACAAAGCUGUCCUUUGUGAAGUCUUAAAGUACCAGUAGAGUGGAAAAACAAGUUGACUUUAUAAGUUUAAUUGUAUUUCAUUGUGUCUCAAACAAUCUCCAACUGUAUUUCCAAUCCACAAAAUAUGUGAGGACACCGAUGAAACAUCACAAAAUGCCGCAAUGUCAGAAGGCCAUUUUGAAUAUUCCGCUCCAAAUGUCUUUGGCAAUUUCUGUAGAUCCCGGGUUAGACGUACUGGAAAUAUGCAAAAAUGUUGCUAUUUUGCCAGACUCAACACGCUUUACAUAGUGAGACCCAUUAUCUACAUCUUUAAGCUACAUUUAAAUCAGUGUUAGUCACAUUGAGUAGUGUCUAACCCAAGGACAUGAUGGAAGUGAUCAGAAUGGCGGAAUCGGGGAUCGAACCUGCAACCCUCAUCUUGCUGGCACGGCAGUAGUACCAACCGACUUACGCCGCCCACAGAGAUGUGCUGUUUUAUCAUUCCCUAGACAUGAAAACGUGUUCUUUUUUUAUGCCUUCUAAUUCGUAAAUAAAAAAAACAAACAUAAAAAGCUCCUAAUCAAACUUUGACUGAUUGAAACCAUUUUAGCGGCGCAUUGGUAACAAACAGGUAAUUAGCCAUCUGCUGCUGUAGUAUACGCUGGUCAAAGUCGUGUUUCGGGUGGUCAAAUUUAUUCUAGAUUAUAAAUCUUGCCUCUCAUUUGGAUAAUAGGAGGAUUAAAACCCUAAAUUUUGAAGAUGUUCAUCUGUGACAUUCAAUUCAUACUUGGCGACGGGGGCAGGCACACAACUAAAGAUGGCGUCUGCAGGCAGCAACUUUUCCUUUUAACUCUUUGUGGAAAUGAUGAUUAAUUCUUCAUCUAAACGGGAAGUUAUAAACAUCCCAUCCGUCGUCAUCCCCAUAAGAACAGAUCACUUUAUUAUGUUCAUAGUUUGUAUUUUUUAAUUAGCACUUAACAAUACUGCCUCAUGAUGCUUCAGUGUUUCAUUAAAGCCAGAUCUGUUUCGCACAAAGCUUCUAAACUUGUAGCUCACCUUCCUUACAUCCAAAAAUAUAAGGUUCUGAAUCAUCAUUUGUCCCAAAGUGAUCGUUUCAUAAAGUCUGCAUGAUUUUCAUUGUUGUUGACAUGAAAGGGAUCUGUGGUUCCCACAUUUACGUUGCGGCUCAUGCUCAUUAUCUCUCAAAAGGGCUCGGAAUCUCUGUGAGAUUAAUACUAUUUUGAUCAUACAGUAUCUAUUCGCUCGCAAACUUUGUAAGUCUUUCUCUGUUAUUAAUCAGAUAUAUAUGAGAGUAGAUUCAAUAUAGAGGCAACUUGUUUUUACCUUCUACUGGUACUUGAAGCAUACAAACCAGGUGGGUUCACCUCGCAUGUCCAGUGACGGCUCUAUCCCUAAUGGCGUCCUGUGCAAGAACCCACCUUCGACCUGCAUAGUAGGGAUGGGAAUCUUGACAAAAAUUCAGUUUGUAUAUGAUCCGUUUCAGAAUCGAUUCUCGAGUCAACAUGAUUGUUGACUCGUUGACUCGUGCAGUGACUAAGCAUGAGAAUCACUUAAAAAAAACUACUUUUUAAAAUGUGUGUAUAUAUAUAUAUAUAUAUAUAUAUAUAAUAUAUAUAUAUAUAUAUAUAUAUAUAUAUAUUUAGACUUCCUUUUUUGUCAUUCAAAUUUGAACUUUUCCGCACGGUUAAGAACAAAAUUUCGUUGUAUAAGCUCAUGGUAGUGCAGGAUAAAAAAAAAAGCUAUAAGGUCCAUAUAUAAUUAAAUAAAAAUAUAUAAAUAAUAUGUAAAUAUAUAUAUUUAUAAAAUAAAUAGAUUAGAUUACAGAUAAAUAUAUUGCACUUUUUCACAUGCGUCCACGUUUAUGGAUGUAUGUUAUAUUGUCUUUUUUAUUCCAGCGAGUUAAUCCAUUUUGGGGGGAGUUGCGGGGAUAAUUUAAUUAUGAUGCGUUUAAAGAGUCUUGCGGCCAGAGGGAAAAAGCUGUUACAGAACCUGAAGGUUCUGCUUUGGAGGCUGCGGAACCUCUUUCUAGAGUCCAGCAGUGAAAACAGUCCUUGGUGGGGGUGGGAGGAGUUCUUGCAGAUUUUCUGAGCCCUGGUCAGGCAGCGGCUUUUUUGUGAUCUCCUGAAUAGGAGGAAGAGGAGUCCUGAUGAUCUUUUCCGCCGUCCUCACCACUCUCUGCAGAGACUUCCAGUCUGAGGCAUUGCAGGCUCCAGUCCAGACAGAGAUGCUGUUGGUCAGCAGGCUCUCUAUAGUUCCUCUGUAGAAUGUGGUGAGAAUGGGGGGAGGGAGCUGUGCUCUUUUCAUCCGACGCAAAAAGUGCAUUCGCUGCUGAGCUCUUUUUACAAGAGCUCCGGUGUGUAGGGACCAGGUCAUAUUGUCAGUUAUCUGCACCCCCAGGAACUUGGUGUUGCUUUGCCAUUGAUGUAGAGUACAGUGUGGCUGGACUGGUGCUUCCUUAAGUCAACGAUGAUCUCCUUGGUCUUGUUGAAAUUCAGGACCAGGUUGUUGGUUCUGCACCAGUCAACCAGAUGUUUCACCUCCUCCCUGUAGUCCAUGUCAUUGUUGUCACGGAUGAGGCCCACCACUGUCGUGUCGUCCGCAUACUUCACAAUGUGGUUAGUAGUGGACCUGGUGCAGCAGUCCGUGAGUCAUCAACGUAAACAGCAGCGGAAUCAGGACACAGCCCUGGGGGGAGCCAGUGCUCAGGGAGAUUGCACUGGAGGUGUUGUGGCCCACUCUCAUCUCCUGAUGAUUGAGGGAACCCCUCAUGAAACAGUUCUGUAGAGAUGAAGUAGUCUUGUGAUUUUUCCCACACAUACAUAUAUAUAUAGAUAUAUAAUUUGUUGAAAACUCGGAAUCUAAUUAGAGUUGUAAAAAAAAUAAAUCGCAAUCUGGCCGUGAAUCGUUUUUUGUUUUUUUUUGCACACUUCAUGCCAAGAACGCACACAUCCGGACGUAUAAAAUUAAUUUUUUUACCUCCUAGAGAAUGACAUCCAUGUGUCCUUUAGCCCCAAAUGUUAAAACGCCUGUUUUUUUUUCACACGUUAUUGCUCAUAAAUGGGCUUUUGCAACACAUUCUAUUGUUGUAAAAGUCAAUUUUGUAUCAUCGGGGACUUUUAUUCUAAACAGUUUAACCAAAAUAUAGUAUUUAAUAUGCACACAUCUUAAAUGUGGAAUGUAUUUAUUUUCAGGGGCACAAAGGUAAAGUUUGUAAUUUUUUAAAUUAAGACUAAUUUAGUCUACACUACUAUCAAAUCCAUCAUGGUGGUGUAUGAAGGCAACAAUCUGCAGACUGUACAUUUCUUUGACCAACACAGCAUAUGUGUUGACGUAAAGUGUCAUUGAUAUCGGUCCAAAGUGAUGACUAUAAUAUUUGAAUCUUGUAUUUAGUAUACCAAGGUGCUCUUAUUGAAUACAGCGAGCUCGAACCAAUGCAUUUUUAAUCCACUUUUUUUAUUGCUUUUUGCAGGCUGUGAUUUGUGGUGAAGCUGUCUCGGGAGUUCUACUGACCAGCCAAUAGCUUGUCUACUCCCUCUGCAUGAGACAAAGUGGACAAUGUAUGUUGGAAGGUUACCGUGCCAACGGUAAAAAUGGUUAACUAAUGGUGGCUAAUAUUGUCAUUUUGUUUUGGGGCUCAUCACUCUUAACAAAAUGACUCAAGGAUCGCUCUGAGCUUAUCAAGGGCUUUUUUUUUUCCCAUUUGCAUCAUUUUUGCAAAAAGUGAAACAAACCAAAAAAAAAAUAUUUGCAGCUUUUUGAAAUAUCCACAUGAUAUCCACUUAUUUGUAUGCUUGUGUUUUUUUUUUUUUUUUUCUUGGUCAUUGCUUUUCAAACAAAAUGUGGUCGUCCUGUUUUUGGGUGGUCUGUUUGCUCUUACCAGAGAAUCAAGGGUUUAAAUUGUUCUAAUAUAAUAAUGACUGUUUUGUAUUGUGAUGACAAAUCAUUCAGCAAAAAAAAAAAAAAGGAGAAAUGCAACUGCAAAAUGUAGCUUACAUUAUUGUCACCUACGUCCACUUUGACUUCAUGUUCAUUCCCUAAAUGGCUCCUUAAUUAGAUCUCUUCAGGUUGUAGCUUUGUGACUUAUGGGGAUGGCUUUUUUACUGCUUUUUUGGGUGGGGGAUGAUUCAUCUUCUGUAUUAAAUUGUUCAUAUUGCU
Messenger RNA from Nerophis ophidion (straightnose pipefish), 5915 nucleotides. RefSeq lists its product as uncharacterized. The coding region runs from base 424 to 948 and encodes 174 amino acids. NCBI's taxonomy places the organism in Eukaryota, Metazoa, Chordata, Actinopteri, Syngnathiformes, Syngnathidae. The transcript is spliced from 5 exons. The record is from RefSeq and is a predicted model, not a curated record.